This is a messenger RNA of Arabidopsis thaliana (thale cress), 3102 nucleotides long. RefSeq names its product dyggve-melchior-clausen syndrome protein. Lineage: Eukaryota; Viridiplantae; Streptophyta; Magnoliopsida; Brassicales; Brassicaceae. The record is from RefSeq and is marked reviewed. The coding region runs from base 282 to 2174 and encodes 630 amino acids. The transcript has 16 exons.
AUUAUAAUAUAAAUAAACAAAUAAAAUAACGCGUCCUCUCUUUUUUUUUUUUGCUCAAAAGUCUAAACCCUUGGUAUCGAAGCAUUUGGUUUAACAGUUUGAAUCUUCAAUUAAUCUCAGAUUUAGAUCGAGAGAGACCAAAUUGAGAGCAAGAUCUUUGCAUUGUUCAUCUCUUGCUUUGUAAUGCCGUUGUUCUUCAUCGUAACCGACUCGGUGGACGCGAUCAAUUGACUCGUUCUCUUUUGGAUCCUUGUUGACUCGGCGAGCUUGGCUUAGGAGACAUGGGAGGUGUGCCUUCAACGCCGCGAAAAACCGGUGGUGAUGAUGUUUCGGUGGCCGAGUACCUCAUUGCCACUUUUGUUGGGGAGAAAUCGUUUCCUUUAGCGUCUGAUUUCUGGAACAAGCUACUUGAGCUUCCGUUGAGUUCUCGCUGGCCUAGUGAUCGGGUUCAACAAGCCUGUGAACUUUUCGCACAAAGUAAUGGCUACACUAGGCACCUUGCAAAACUAUUGAUUCAUCUGUCCUGGUGUUUGCAAGAGCUUCUUCAAGCUUCAGAUGAUCAGUCUUCUCUCUAUAAGAAAGCUGUUAAUGCAACAUAUAUUUCAUCCGUCUUUUUAAAGUAUUUGAUUGAGAAUGGAAAAAGUGACAGUCUUCAGGAGUUGCAUCUUUCUCUGGACGAAAGUGAACCAGUUCCACAUGGAUUUGUAAUGGAUCAAGACAUCCAAAAUUUUGUCAUGCAUAGUGUUCUGAGCUUCAUUGGAUCAAAUGAAGUGAGUCCCAACUCGUAUGUUCUACAUCAGGAACUUCUCAACUUCAUGCUUGUUACAAUGUCGACACAGCUUCUCUCUGGACCUUCACAUGGACCAACAGAUGCGAACCCUUUUAUUGAUGCAGCAAUGACUCAGGAAAAGUCUCUAGUUUCUCUAGUAGUCAGAAGGUUGCUACUUAAUUAUAUUUCCCGACACCGUACUCCUCCAAAUGCAAAAUCCUAUAUGUAUUCUGAUGGAGAUUCACAAGGCAUUUUAGAGAGAGUUGGUUCUGCAGCUGCAAGUUUAGUGCUCUUGCCUUUGAACUAUCUUGUAAGUAACAGUGGCGGAUCUAAAAAUCCACUAGCGGAGUGCAGCCUGCAUGUUUUACUUAUCCUAAUUAACUAUCACAAGUCUAUCAUGAGUGAUGAGUCUAUGACGGAUAAAAGUGAUGACAGUGCGACCUCAGAAUCAGUUUCUAAAGUCCAUGUAUUUUCCUCUGACAAUACUUUUAGCAAGGCUCUAGCAAAUGCUAGAGAUGUUGAAUUUGACCGCUCAGAUGUGGAGGGAAAUGCCCACCCUGCUGGUCCACAUGUUCGGAUACCAUUUGCUUCACUAUUUGAUACUCUCGGCAUGUUUUUAGCUGAUGAGGGCGCCGUCUUGCUCCUCUACUCAUUGUUGCAAGGGAAUUCCGACUUUAAGGAGUAUGUGUUGGUGCGAACUGAUUUGGAUACUUUGUUGAUGCCCAUCCUGGAGACGCUGUAUAACGCUUCAAAGAGAACAUCAUCUAAUCAAAUAUACAUGAUGCUAAUUGUACUUCUCAUACUUAGUCAGGAUUCAUCUUUCAAUUCAAGCAUUCACAAGAUGAUACUGCCAAGCGUGCCAUGGUACAAGGAGCAUCUCCUUCAUCAGACGUCUCUUGGUUCCUUAAUGGUCAUUAUUCUCAUAAGAACAGUGCAGCAUAACCUUUCUAAACUUCGGGAUGUGUAUCUGCAGACUACUUGCCUUGCUACGUUGGCUAACAUGGCACCUCAUGCCCAUCAUUUAAGUGCAUAUGCCUCACAGAGGCUUGUCAGCCUUUUCUACAUGCUUUCUCGAAAGUAUAACAAGUUAUCGGACUUAACAGGUGAUAAGCUCCAAAGUAUCAAAAUAAACUUGUCCGGAGAGGAUGUUGGCGUUUCAGAAGAUCUGGCAGCAGAGUUGCAGAUCUUUACUGAUUUCCUGAGACUUGUCCUAGAUAUAUUAAAUGCAAUUUUGACGUACGCAUUGCCGAGAAAUCCUGAGAUUGUCUAUGCGAUUAUGCACCGACAAGAAGUGUUCCAACCUUUCAAGAAUCAUCCACGGUUCCAUGAACUGGUGGAAAAUAUAUAUACAGUAUGCUGCAUAGGCUUUACUCGUUUGAUCUUUGUAGCUACGACUUCCUCUUAAAAUUCAGAAAGAACAGAGUUUCUGAUUGAUCUAUUUGUUUCUCACUUGCCUAACUGAUCAAAUAUAGGUCUUAGACUUUUUCAACAGCCGCAUGGAUUCUCAAAGAUCAGAUCGAGAAUGGUCAGUGCAGAAAGUUCUUCAAUUCAUCAUCAACAAUUGCCGGUCUUGGCGAGGUGAAGGCAUGAAGAUGUUUACUCAGCUUCACUUCUCAUAUGAACAAGAGAGCCACCCGGAAGAGUUUUUUAUUCCAUAUGUUUGGCAACUAGCUUUUUCCCGAUGUGGAUUCGGUUUUAACCCAGACGCCAUCAACUUAUUCCCAGUGCCACACCCAGUUGAAGUAAGUACCUAAUUCCAUCCAAAAGUUAGCCUUUGACUGAAUCUCGUACUUUCUGCGUUUUGCGUUUGCAUGAGGAAACAUUGCAAUUGAUGUUAUGGAUUCACUAGAGUUAAUACACAACCAACGCAAACACAAGUACACAACAAUCACUAGGGUUAGAUCGUUCCUUGUAAGUUUUGGAAGUGGCACUUGAAUUGAUCCUUCCAACGGAAUAUGUGCAGAAAGAGAUAGAAGACGAAAGAGGAGAAGAAUCAGAAGGGAAAGCGAAGGUACAAGAGUUGAACGAACAGAGAAUCGUCUUCGACCCAUAAAUAUUUUUCGAUAUAGGAGAGCUUGGAUUGGGGCCGUAUGUGUAUAUAUUUAUACGGUUUAGGGUUCAAAUAAGAAAAAAAUACCAAAAAGACGUUAAUUACUUUAUCCAAUUUAUAUGUUUUUUUAACAAUGUAGCUUUCAGUCUAUAGAUUUUAUUUCAAUCCAUUAAUAGGUAUCCUCUCUUGUGUAAUAACGAAUUGAGCUUAUGGAGUCUUAAACCAAAUAUUUUCCAUAACCUCGGAAAAGUUAACCUUGCGAAAGUUAAAAUGAUCUUACAAA